AUGAUUUAUUUUUUUUCAUUGUAAAUUUUAGCAAUAAAAAUAAAGGCAUUUGAAUUAGUAGAGAUGGAUUCCUCUUAUUAGUAUUCAUCAGAGAUAAUUGAUUUGAAAUAAUUGGGGGAAUCAGAAGAAAUCUCAUAUGGAUAUGGAAUAUGGUCAAAAUAUAACCCUUUGAGUACAAUAUCUUAAGUUGGAAUGAUUGGCUUAUUUGAUAGUGAUUGUUUUCACAUUAGUAAUGUAGUUGAUUAAUAAACUUUGAGUUUGAACUUAAUUUAUUAUGAUUGUCUGGAUUUCCAUCUUUAAUAAAUUUAGAAGACAAUAUAAUUUAUAGAUAAUGAAGGAAAAUAACAUAAAUACUAACUAAAUAUAGAUAAUUUUGAAUACGAAAAUGUUUGGUUUUAUUUUUAAUUAUUACAAUGGCCUAAAUUAAGCAGACUUGAAUUAAUUAUAUUUUAAUUAGGAAAAGCAAGUAUGAAAAAGAGUUUAGUAAUUUAACAUCCCUUCAAUGAUAUUAAAAUAUAAAUAAAUUAUGGAGGAGGAUUAAAAGUACAAAAAUCAUUGAUUACAUCAAUUGAAUUAGGAAAACAAUUUUCGUUUUUUCCAGGAAAAAUGAUUUUGUCCAAAUUUAGGAUUUUAUAAUAAACUCCAGAUUAAGACUUCGAAUAAUUAGCAAUUGAAGCAUUUGAACCAUAUAAAAAUUGUAUUUGUCAGAAUAGUGAGAUUGUUGAGAUAUUUGAUGUUGAUAUAAAAUAUCUGAGUAAGUUAACAUUUUUAUCAGACUAACUUAAUUGUGAUAGCUAUAUUUUAUCUGGAUGGUUUAAGAUAAUAGAAAUUUUAUCAGAAUCAAAUGAAUUCAUUUAUUAAUUAUUAAAAUUGUCAUCUAAUUAUGAAGGAUAGUUAUCUGAUUCUAAUUUGUCACCAUUUUAAUUAUUUUACUAUAUUUCUAAUUUUGGGAAUCAAAUACUCAUAACAACAUACAGUUAUUUAUUUCCUUAAGUAAAUAUUAAUUUUAAGGAUAAUCCAUACCUAAUUACAGAUAAAUUUGAGAUUACAAAUUUAUUAAGCUUCUGGCAUUUUAUAAAUAUUUAGUAGAUUGAAAAUAAUUUAAAAAUUCUUAUAAAAAUAUUUGAAGUAGAUCAUAUUUCUGAGUAUUUUACAUAAAUUGAAGUGAAAUAAUUUCAUAAUUUAAGAUUAAAAUUAUAAUAUGGAAAUAUUUUACAAAAUUGUAAAGAUUACUUAAAUAUUUAAUACAGAAAACUAAUUUUACAUAAUUGUGAACAAUAUAUUGAUUAGAAUAAUUGCCAUUAUAGUUGCGAAUCAUGUAAUGGACCAUCUAAAUUUGAUUGUCUUUCUUGUUCAUUAGAAUCACAUAGAAUUUAUAUUUCUAAAUUUCAAGCUUGUGUUUGUCCUUAUAAUAUGAUAGAUGAUAAAAUUUGUAAAUCAUACAAAGACCUUGAAUUAUAAUUAAUUCAAGGUUAUAAAAAUGAUAAAUUAUGUGAAUAUGGUUAUUUUGAAUAUUAAGGAGAUUGUCUAAAAUGGUAUUAUAAUAAAUAUAUAAUAUAGUCCUUCUAUUGUAAGAGAGAAUCGAAUUUCAUGUGGAGAUUGUUUGUAAAACCCAAAAGAUUGGAGUAAAAAUUCAGAAUGUACAUAUAAUUUAUACUUGAAUUCUUAGGAAGAUACCUAAGAAUUAGAUGUGAAAAGUGGAUACUAUGUUCUUUUUGAUGGAGAUAAUAUUAAUUAUUGCCUAUAUUGUAAUUAAUAAAACUCUUUUGUUGUUGAUGGACAUGAUAUAAAUUUUGAAAUAGAGAAUUCAGCAUCAUCAUAACAUUGGUGUAAUGAUUAUUUAAAUAAUUGUCUAUAUUGUAUUUUCUCUAUAGGAGAAUAGAUUUGUUAAAAAUGUUAGUAUGGUUACAAUUUGAUAAAUAAUAAAUGUACAAAAAUUGAUGAAACUGAAAUCAUCUGUUUGGAUCGAUAAUAUAUAACAUCAAGAAAAACUUGCAGAUAUUGUUCUAUAAAAAAUUGUAAAUAUUGUUUUGAAUAUCAAAAUGAUUUGAGUAAAUGUACAUUGUAUAAGGAAUUUGAAACAUUCAAUACAGAUGAAGAAAUUAAAAUUGGAUGUGCUCUUUGUGAUAAUAAUUAUAUAUUUGAUUUCACUUCUGAAUAAUGUAUUUACAAAGUGCCUUCUAUAUAGUAAUGUAUAAGAUCAUUCAUUAAUUUAAAUGGUAAUGAAAUAUGUACAUUAGCUGCUAUUGAUGAUUUUAAUAUUGCACCUGAAAUUUAGAAUUGUUAAAAAUAUUAACCUUUUUGUUAAACAUGUAUAAAAUCUCCAUAAAAUAUUAUUAAAUGCAUUAUUUGUAAUAUUGGUUAUACAGCUUCUAUUAUAAAUGGAGGGUGUUAUUUGAGCAAAGAAAAAGAUUUAUAAACAAAAAUUAUGAUUGAAGGAGAUUAUAGUUCACAAAAUGGAUGGAUUUAAAGAAUUUAAGGUUUUAUGAUGAAAUUCUUACCUAAUUAAUAUUUCUAUCCUCAUUCUGAUGUAUUUGUUAGUACAGUUGAAAUAAGAGUUGAUUGUAUUGAUGGAUAUUCAUUAUCUGAACACAGAUAAUGUCUAAAAUCAUGUUCCUCUGAAUGUUUAACUUGUAUAGAAAGUCCCUAUUAUGGCUUUGUUUGCUAAAAAUGUCCUCUUAAUUAAUAUUUAAAGCCAAUUAGACUCUAAGAUUAAGGUAUUUGUUUUGAAUGUACUUAAUUGUGUUAAAUCUGUGAAAUAAGAUCAAAUUAUGAAAUUUAUGUAAUUUUUAUAAUAAAUUUAUUUAGACUUUAUAACCUACAUUUAUUAUCAAGGAUGAUAAUAUUCAUUAUACUUUUAAAUGUUUAAAACCUAUUCAAGAUCCUUAUGUCUAUCUUGAUCCUUAUGAUUCUAUUGCAAAGCAUUGUUUAGAUGAUAUCAAUUGUUAACCUUAGUUGUUACAUUUAUCUAAUUAUUAAUAUUGUGAAGCAAUUGAUUAAACUUGGGAAAAUAGCAUUAAUAUAAAUUAUUGCAAUCAAAUGGGAAUUGAUACUAUGAUAAUUAAUGUAAAUUUUCUUGAAAGUUCUACCAUAUACUGUUAUCUAGAAUCUUUUUUAGCUUAAAACUUUUUAAAAUCAAAGAUAUUUCCCUUAAGAAAAAUCUAUUUUUAAUUUACUUCUGCUGAAAUCAUGAUUCUUAGAACUGGAACAAAUAUUUUAAUAAUAAACUAUGACAUUUUAGAAAUUUGUAAUGUAACCUUUCAAAAAAGUAAAAAUGAAGUAUUUAUAAUCAAAAACAAUAAUCAAGUUGUUGAUUUACAUUUAUUUAAUUUUUCUAUUGCUGAUAGCUAUAUUACCAACACUUCUUCUAUUUUUUAAACUGAUAUUUUUAAAGAUGUUCUUUUAAUAAAUGUAGCUAUUAUUAAUUGUACAUUUCUAAACUCAACCUUCCUUAAUUUUGUUAAAUUUCCUAUUUCUGGAAAUAUUUAAAUAGAAAAUCUUUAAAUCAAAAACUGCACAUUUAUAUAAUCGGAGUUAUUUAUUAUCAAACUUAUGUAAGGGUCUAUUUAAAUUGUAAAUCUUGAAAUAGAAGAAACUUAUUUAUAUAAUUCUACUCUAUACUCUAUAAAUUCCAAUUUUUUAAACUCUAUCAUAAAAUUUCACAAUUUCAUUAUUAGAAACAAUAAGUUUUAUCAUUCUUCUUUUUAAAAAAGUAACUCAAAUUUACAUUAAAACUUAGUAGACAUCAUAUUUUCGUAAAAUUAUCUGUCAAACUCAAAUACUUUUGACUUUAAUCACAAUUUCACUAUAAGUAAUAUUUUAAUUACUUAAAAUGAUUUUAAAGAUUCAGCAUUCUUUUUUACAACAGAAACUCUUCUUUUGUUUUAAUUAACUUUAAAAUUACACUUCCUUAAAGCAAAGGAUAAUUACUUUACCAGUUCAAAUAUCUGGAAAAUUUAGUCAAGUUUAGAAACUAGCAAUUUGAUACUAAGUCUUUCAGAACUUCUCUUAGAGGAUCUUUAUAGUUCAAAUCAAUUAUAAUACUUAUUCAAAUUAAAAUGUUAAAAACUAUUAUUAGAAGAUGUUUUUAUAAAAAAUUUAAGCAAUACUUUUAUUUUUUACAUUUAUUAAAGUAAUUUCAUCUAUCUUAAUAACAUUAUAUAUGAAGGCUCCUCAAUUUAGUAUUAAAUUCCACUAAUUUAAUCAUGUUAAGAAAUUACAAAAUAAUAAAACAAGCUUUUAAAAAUUAUGGGUUUUUAUUAAAUUUAAAUUAAAAAACUAGAAAUAUCUCACAUUUUUAAUUUAGAUGAAUCUAGUAUCGAUAUCAAUAAUAAUAAUGAAGAAUUAAAUACUGGAUAACAAUUAGUUUAAAUAUAAGAUAUAGUAUUUAAAUAAAACCUUGUUGUAUUACUGAAUUUAAUAGAAUUCACUUCCCUCUUAAAAAUUCAUUCAGAAAGAAAUCUUAAUAUAAUUAUAACAAAUAUUGAAUAUUUGCAGAAUAUUUUUCAUUCUUAUGCUGAUAGUUCUUUCAAAUCUUAUUCAAGUUUGAUUUAUUUAAAUUGCAAGACUUGCAUAGUGGAAAUCAAUAAUUAUUCAUCCUAAUUUAAUGUAUUUUCUAAUUCUACAAAUUCAUUUGUUUAUAUUAAUUCAAAAAUCAUAAAUUUUAACAAUUAUAGUGUUGAGAAUCAUAAUAUAUUACCUUCAAGACUUUGGUCUAAAUAUUUUGAUUUUGAAAUAAAUGGUGAUUAUAAUUAAGAUGAAAUCAAUUAAAUUAUCAGUUAGGCAUUAAUGAUAAAAAACAUUGGUGGAGUAGCUUAAUUAACAACAUCUAAUUUUACAUGCAUAAAUUGUAGUUUCUAGAAAAUAAAAGCAUUUAAGAGUGCUGUGUUUGAAAUAAUUACAGAAUAAGAUGGUAUAAUCUAACUUUUAGAAUUAUCAAUAUCAUAAAUUGAACAUAAUCUAUAAUCAUUAACUAAUAGUUCAGGUUGUAUAAGUAUUUAUUCUUAGAAUAGUUUUCUUAAUCUUAAAAUAUAGAAUUCAUAUUUUUCAGAAAUAUUAAGUCGAAUGGCUCCAUCAAUAUUUACUAUAAUACCAUCCAGCAUUUAAAAUACUAUACAAAUCACAAAUAUAAAAAUAACUAAUUGUUUAUCCUUAAUUAAUUCUAUUUUAAAAGCUUCAUUUUAAAAUAAGAUAGCUUAAUAAAACAAAAUAAGUUUUUCUAGUAUCAUAAUCAUUUAAAGUGAAGAAAACUGGAUUAAAUAUUUUUCUAAAAUUGAGGCUUUAACAACUGUAGAAAUUGAGGAAAUAACAAGUGAAGAAAAUGCACUAAUAUAUUUUGACAGUUGUUCUGUUAAUGUUAAAAAUUUAAUAAUAUCAGGUUUAUAUCUUUCUCCAUUAUUAAAAGUUUCAAACAUUCCAAAUUUUAAUUUACAUAAUGUUUUACUUGAAUAAAUUCAAAUUUUUUAUUCUUUUAAUGUUAUUGAUAUUCAAUAAGCACUUAAGACUUAAUCUACAGUAAUCUUACAAUAAUUAAGUAUAAUAAACACUUAGCCUUAUUAAGCUCUCUUUACAUAAAAUAUGGUUUCUAAAAAUAUCUAUGUUAAUAAAAAUUGUGUAAAAACAAUUAUACAUAUAGAUGAAAGAUUCUCAACAUUUUUAAAUAUUCAAUCUUUAUUUUUGAUAUAAGCUAAAAAUUCUUCAUUAAUUAACAUUAAAUGUGAUUAAGAUACAAAUAGAUAUAAAUUAAAUCUAAUAAAGCUAUAAAAAAAUAAUUGCACUUUUUGUACUCAUGGUUUGAUUUAUUUUAAUGUUUAAAAACUAUAACAUCUGAGGAUUCUUGAUUUAGAUUGUAAUUCAAAUCUAAUCUAAUCUUAUGGUUGUUUAAAUUUAGUUUAAUCUGCUAUAAAAUCAUAAUUUAUAACGGCAAUUAAUUCAUAUUUUAUAAAUAACAGUGGAAGUAAAGGAGUAGCAAUUUCUUCUUCUGGAAUUCCACUUAUUUUAAAGAAUUGUUGGAUAAUUAAUAAUAAUGCUAGUUAAUAAGGUGGAGGUCUUUAUUUAGAUUUGCAUAAUAGUAGUUUUUUAAUUAAAAAAUCAUUCAUAAUUUAAAAUAGAGCAUUUUCAGGAGGAGGAUUAUAUCUAGAAAAAAAUAAUAAUGUCAAUAUUAAUAACUUUAUUGAUAGUUUAUUAAUUUUAAAUAAAGCAAAUAGUUAUGGAAAUAAUCUUGUAGAAAGUCCAACAAGCUUAGCUUUAAGUAUUAACUCAAAUUAAAUGCAGUCUUCAAGUUUAAUUUUGAAUUAUACAUAAACAAAUAUUCUUUUUUUAAAGUCUUAUACAACAAUAGAGUAAGAAUAAAAAAUAAGAAGUGAGUUGCUUAGGAUUCCAAGUAAUCAAGUUAUUAGAGAUUAUAACAUUUUAAUACCUAAAUAAUCUACUUCCUAUAAAUUAUUCAAAGAUCUUAGUAUAUCUUUUAAGAAUAGUGAAAAUGAAAUGCUAUUUCAUUAACUUAAUUCAACCUGUAAUGUAAGUCAAUAAGUUAUUUUUAAAGAUAAAAUACAAAGCAGUAUAUAGCUUGGAGAAUUAAUUUACAAUGAAACAAAAAAUAAUUUUGAUAUGGGAUCUUUGUCUUUUCACUUUAAUCCAUAUGAAAACAAUAAUAGUUUUUUAUAGAUUAUUAUUACAUGCAAUCCAUAAAAUUAUUCUAAAAAAUUAGAAUAUAUUAUCAGAGCAAAAAGUUAUAAAUGUUAAUUAGGAGAAUUUUAUGUUGAUGAAGGAUGUUAGCUUUGUUAAUCAAAUUAAGGCUUUUAUUCAGUUACUUAUAAUGAUACAAAAUGUUCAAUAUUUGAUAAAUAAAAAUUUUAAAGUAUUACUUCAAAUGAAUUAAAUUUACAAGUUGGAUAUUGGAGACCUCAUUAUUUAUCUGAUUAAAUUAAUUAUUGCUUUAAAAAUUUUGAAAAUUGCAAAGGAGGUUGGUCUGUAGGUAAUGAACUUUGUAUUGAAGGACAUUUAGGAGCUUUAUGUGAAGAAUGUGAUAUUUAUAAUAUUAGAGGUGGAGGUAAAUACUUUAAAAAUUCAGAGAAUUCAAAAUGUUGGUCUUGUUUUGGAAUAUCUGAUAGUAUUAUACCAUUUGUUAUGAAUUCUAUUUGGUAUGAUUAUUUUAUAUUUUAGGGCUAUGUUAUCAGUUCUUUUAUCUUUAAGAAGUAUCAAUAAAUCUAAUGAUCUUUUUAUAUUUUUAAAAAUAAAGGAAAGAUUUAGUUAAAUCAUUUUUAAAUUAAAUUAAGGUAUUUAAUUUUAUUGAAUUAGAUUUUGAAAGUAUCUUUAUUAAAAUGAUGUUAAAUUAUUUUUGGAUAUUUUCAUUAAUAUUUACUUUUAAUAUAAGCUUUACAAUCUCUUUUAAUUUUAUUGAUAAAGCCAGCAAUACUUCUUACUCUAUGGCCAACAAUCUAGAUUGCUAUUUAUCAGAGAUAACAAUCAUCAACCUACUUUAUUUGAAAGUCUUUACAAUCAUUAUAAUUAUAUUAUGGUAAUUUUUGAUAAUUUUUUCCAUAUUCUUAAUAAAUUGCAUUUAUAAUAAAGAGAAAUUUAAAUUUCGAAUUGUGUCCAAUAUUUUACUGUGCCUUUAUAUUUUUAAUUACUAAGGUCUUAUUAAAAUGUAAUUAUUAUUAUAUCUUAGAUUGGGUUCCAUAGUAUCAUUAAGAGAAAUAUCGAAUUAAUAAUAUGUUCAAGGUGAUGUUUCAAUUAAGUACAAUUCUGAAAGUCAUUUUUAAUGGAUGCUAUUUUUCAUAGUUCCUUUUCUAAUUAUUUUUGGUGGAUUAAUUCCCUUUUUCCUUUUCUUAAUCAUAGUUAUCUAGAAAGAACAUAUUGAAAAAGGAGAAAAGAUGAGAGCUCAUAUAAGUUAUUUACUUAAUGAAUAUGAAAAAAAAUGCUAUUAUUGGGAAUAAAUUAAAUUAUUAUAAAAAGCAAUUAUGAUAUUAAUCUUGACAUAUUUUGAGACCAAUAUUUUAAUGAAAGCAUCACUAUUAGGACUUUGCUUAUUAUUUUAUCAAUUAUUAUCAUCAAAGAAUAGGCCUUUUAUAACAUCAAAAUUAAACAAUUUAGAUUUAUAAAGUGGGUAAAUUUGUUCAAUCUCCAUAUUUCUGGCAACAACUAAAUAUGUUAGUGAGGAAUAAAAUAAUAAAUUUUCUUCCAUGAUCCUCUAAAUAAUAUUAAUAUUACUUUUUAUAAUGCUUUCAUAUCCCUUUAUUCUAUCUAUUUUGAUAAUUUACUUUAAAAAAUACAAAAUUCUAUUUAUGACUUAUUUAGGAUUUCUAAUGAAAAAAUUAAAACUAAAAUAUCUUUAAAAUACUAUAUCUGAAGUACUAAAAAAAGAAGACUUGAAAUAAGCCAAAUUAAAACAAUAUUUCUUAAAAUUAAGAAAAUAUUUAAUGAGCAUUUCUAAAUCAUAAAUAAAGAAUCGACCGUAUAAUUAUAUAAUAUUUUUUAGAUUGGCUCCUUCCAAAAAGAUAAAUUAAUAGAAUGUUUUUAGUACUGAAUUCAUAAAUUAGUCUAUGAACAUUCUAAGUUUAGAUAGAGGAAAUAUGUGA
Paramecium sonneborni is the source of this 8579-nucleotide messenger RNA. NCBI's taxonomy places the organism in Eukaryota, Ciliophora, Oligohymenophorea, Peniculida, Parameciidae. The record is from the annotation of a GenBank genome assembly.